UUAUUGUGACUUUAUGAGCAGGAUGGACGGCAAAUAAACAUUGCUGUGGGCCCCAGGAAGUUUCGAAUGGUGAAUGUGGUCCACUUGAGCUUAUGAUCUUUCUCAUUUUUGAGAUCAUGCCCUAAAAUCAUUUCGAAAAAUGGAUGGACGGUGUAGAUAAAACAUAUCCAUUAUGGUGGGGCCCACAGAGCUUUUCCAUCAGCUAGCUGCUGAUGUAGGGUCACCAGCCAAUCCGCCUCCGCAGUUCGCAUUAAAGUUCAAAGAGUUCAAACGCAAAAGACAUCAUCUCUGCAAUGGCCGCCUCCACCUUCAACAUUUCCCUUUUCUCCACGCUCUCCAAACCAUCCCUUCCCUUCAAUCCCUCCCUCAAAACCCUAAAACCCCAUUUCCACACCAAGCCCAAUUUCCCCAACCCCCUCAGAAUCCAAUCUCCACCCUUCAAUCCCUGCUCCCCCAAAUCCUCACCGACCGAUCUCCUCCCUUCCGACCCCACCACUUCCUCCCUCCCUCAAACCCUCAAAACGCGCCUCUCCUCCGGCGAGACUCUCUACGGCAUCUUCCUCCUCGGUUUCUCCCCCACCCUCGCCGAGAUCGCCGGCCACGCCGGCUACGACUUCGCCGUCGUCGACAUGGAGCACGGCCCCGGCGGCAUCUCGGACGCCCUUGCCUGCCUGCGUGCUCUCGCUGCCACCCAAACCCCUGCGAUCCUCCGCAUUCCGGAAUCUUCCGAUGUCUGGGCCAAGAAGGCCCUUGAUCUCGGCCCCCAGGGGAUCAUGUUCCCCAUGAUCGACGGCCCAAAAUCCGCCAAGAAAGCAGUCUCCUACUGCAGAUUCCCGCCCGAGGGCGUCCGCGGGUCUGCGCACACGGUCGUCCGGGCGUCCAAGUACGGGAUCGACGACGGGUACUUGCAGAAUUACCAGGAUGAGCUGCUGAUCAUGUGCCAGGUGGAGACGGAGGAAGCGGUGAAGAAGAUCGAGGAGAUCGCGGCCGUUGAUGGGGUGGACUGCAUCCAGAUGGGGCCGUUGGAUCUGAGCGCGAGCCUGGGGUAUCUGUGGGACCCAGGGCAUAAGAAGGUGAGGGAGGUAUUACAUGGGGCGGAGAAGAAGGUGCUGAAGACGAAGGGCGCAUUCUUGGCCGGUUUCGCCAUGGCGCACGAUAGCCCAGAAGAGCUUAGGGUGCGCGGCUAUCACAUGGUGUCUGGUGCGGUGGAUUUGGGGCUCUUCCGUGCCGCGGCGGUUGAUGACGUGGCAAGGUUUAAGAAGGGUUUGAAGGAGGCUCAGAAAGAGGAGGACAAAGAUGAGAAGUACUGGAGCGAGUGAGGUGAUUCGCGCGUGUAAAAUUUUAUGUGGAUACUCGCGCGACGUGGUAACACGUGCGAGAGAUGAGAUCUGGGCCGUUUUUGGGUGGUGACCACAGACGACUAGCAACCCGUCCUCGUUCGUUCAUGAAGUGUGCCAUGCGUUUAGUUGAAUUUUAGUUGUGGUUUUUUUUUUUUUUUUUGUCAACCGUUGAUUUUUCUGAUGACUAGCCGGAAUCUCGAACACGUGUGCCAUAUAGGUACAUGUGCGGGGACCUCAAUCUUUUAUCUUCAGUGUUUUGAUGCAACCAACCUUAUGGGUAGUCCAAAAGGGUAUGGCAACAUAUGCACCUGCAUUUUGGAUCAGUGCAAUACUUAGUGAUAGGCAUGUAAAGUGUCACGGGUCUUUUAUCUCUUAAGGUUAAUAAGGAAAUGUCAUGUGUCAAAAAUUAAUAAAUUACGUUCAUAGGUAAGCUUA
Molecule: messenger RNA, 1775 nt
Organism: Magnolia sinica
Lineage: Eukaryota; Viridiplantae; Streptophyta; Magnoliopsida; Magnoliales; Magnoliaceae
Exons: 1
Coding region: 294-1319 (341 amino acids)
Cellular component (GO): cytoplasm
Molecular function (GO): aldehyde-lyase activity
Source: RefSeq, a predicted model, not a curated record